Dermacentor andersoni is the source of this 984-nucleotide messenger RNA. RefSeq lists its product as uncharacterized. Lineage: Eukaryota; Metazoa; Arthropoda; Arachnida; Ixodida; Ixodidae. The record is from RefSeq and is a predicted model, not a curated record.
AUGCCGCCUGUACGUUGCCUAUUAACUGUGCCGCACCUCCGUGCGAAGCGGUCGUACACGCUACAAGAUGGGUCCUUGGAAGCGCUCAAGCAAGCAGUCGCCACUUGUCCAGUUCUCGGUAGUCUGGUGGCACUGUCAUCAAGGAAAUUUCAGGUGCUGGAUCCGACAUUCAACGAAUAUGUUGACCUCGCUGCCGAUGACAACAUACCUGAUAUGGCCAAAAUCAUUGUUGACGCCCAACAGGAAAGUGUCGCUGAAGGAGCACCAUCAUGUUCAUCAUCACAGGUAAAUUUCAUAGCGGAAGUGCACAUCAAAGGUCACUUUGGAAACUUGUGUACAGAGCAGACCCAGCCAUCGAGCUCAGAUGAUGACGGGGUCAACUUUGUGAUGCCCAGCCUUGGAGCCCUCCAUGAAAAAGUCAUCAGUGGCGAAGCACUCACGUCUUCUUCUUUUAGACAGAUCACCGACAUCUUAUUUGGUGCAAUGGCAUCCACAACAUUGUUUCCAACACGUCAGUUCUACAACAAGGUGACGUCCCUUCUCCUUGACAAGUACCCACAGCUGCCAGACGUUGGAAGUGGAUCCGACUCCUGGAAAGUAGCACUUCGAAAUAAAUUCAAAAACCAGAGACGGAAACUUCAAGAUAAUCGUGCAUUGCAAAACCGAGAGAAAUUUGGUGCUCAAAGACGAACUGAGGCAGCCGCGAAGGAGCUCCAGCGCAGCAAGAAGCCUAAGAUGGCCAUCGGCCUCCCGAACCUCAAAGGAGAAGAUGAGACUAGUAUCAGCAAACACGAGGAAUGGCUCAUCUUAGAAAGCAAGAAGUCUUUACCAAAUGAGAAGGCGAUGCAAGAAAGAAUGGCCCUAACAGCAAACCAAAGACUUCCUGACCUUGCCAAGAGCACUGUGCUCGAUGUCAAGAUGAAAUAUCCAUACCUCAUGGAAUUUCAACGACUAACCAAGAAGCUAGUUGACCACAGCAGUUAG